Rhinocladiella mackenziei CBS 650.93 is the source of this 1818-nucleotide messenger RNA. RefSeq lists its product as uncharacterized. Gene Ontology annotation, molecular function: histone deacetylase activity, NAD-dependent; NAD+ binding. Bases 1 to 1818 code for a protein of 605 amino acids. Gene Ontology annotation, biological process: negative regulation of transcription by RNA polymerase II; pericentric heterochromatin formation; replication-born double-strand break repair via sister chromatid exchange. The transcript has a single exon. The record is from RefSeq and is a predicted model, not a curated record. NCBI's taxonomy places the organism in Eukaryota, Fungi, Ascomycota, Eurotiomycetes, Chaetothyriales, Herpotrichiellaceae. Gene Ontology annotation, cellular component: mating-type region heterochromatin.
AUGAAUCCUGACGACAUCUCCGAUCUUUCCUCGCCUUUGAGCUCUAUUCCGAGUUCUCCUCUCAGCUCUCCUCCAAGUUCACCGAUUCUACCUCCGGGCUGGCAUACUCUCACCCCUCCACCUUCGCAGCAUGCAGGCGACGAUAUUGCCCCUGCUCGCAAGCGCCGAAAGAUCGAACCCAAGAUACGUACUACCCAAUACCUGGAUCUCACUUCAGAUACCGCUCAGUCCGACUAUGAUCGAACAGAAGCUCUAGAUACGCUACUCAAAGCCCUGCGCAAUCGGAGGAAAAUUGUGGUUAUUGCAGGGGCUGGAAUCUCUGUGUCAGCUGGCAUCCCGGACUUCAGAUCUUCCCAUGGACUCUUCAAAAGCUUGAGGGGUGAACACAAAUUGAAAAGCUCGGGCAAAAUGCUUUUCGACGCCUCUGUCUACAAGGAUGACCUCUCUACCUCGAGUUUCCACGAGAUGGUACGCAAGCUCUCCAAGAUGGCAGAGAACGCCAAGCCGUCGGCCUUUCAUCGCUUCCUGGCCAGAUUGUCCGUCGAAGGCCGUUUAUUACGACUCUACACGCAAAAUGUGGAUGGCCUGGAGACCUCUCUGCCUCCACUGGCUACUCAAGUGCCUUUGAACCACAAAGCUCCCUGGCCGCAAACCAUCCAAUUACAUGGCGGUCUCGAAAAGAUGAUGUGUCAAAAGUGUAGACAUAUAUCUGACUUCCAAGCUCAUCUCUUCAAAGGGCCAACCCCGCCACUAUGCCCUCAAUGUGUUGCUGCAGAUACUUUGCGGACCGCCCAUGCUGGAAAGCGAAGUCAUGGCGUUGGUAGAUUGCGACCAAGAAUUGUUCUUUACAAUGAACAUAAUCCCGAUGAUGAAGCCAUUGGAGCAGUCACUACAGCAGAUUUCCGAACAAGACCUGAUGCUGUCAUCGUGGUAGGUACAAGUAUGAAAAUUCCAGCAGUGCGACGAAUUGCCCAUGAAAUGUGUCAAAUUGUCAGAGAUCGACGAGAGGGAACCACGAUAUGGAUCAACCGAGAUCCAGUUCCGCCUGGUAAAGAUCUCGAAAAUUGUUGGGAUCUCAUUGUCAAGGGCGACAGUGACGAGGUAGCGCGACUGGCCGGUUUGAAAGAAUGGGACGAUCCCAAUCCCGAAGUGGCAGAGAACUACACGGAGGCCGAUCUUGAAAGAGUCAAGUCAGGUCAAGGACCGAUUGAGGUUGUCAUUCCGGCAACUCCAAAAAAGAACGAGAAUGUCGCUCAACGACUGUUGCCUUCACCUGUUGUUCACAACGUGACCCCUCCUCGCAGUCAAAACGGGGAGGGACCUGCAAAUUCCUCGAAGAGCCAGCAAGCUAUCACCUCUUCUCCAGUACGAAUCAAACUCAAUGUCACUGAUCGAAGUAAAAACGCAGCCCCGGUGAAAAAUGCUGCCAAUGCCGGGAAGUCCAUUGCGGAAAUCCUCGGUGGAAAAGAGAACAAAGGGAAAGGCGCCAUCAAGUCGAAAACCUCUCUCAACAGAAAACCCAAAGUCGUCAAAAUUCGAGCUUCUACCAAUCCUCGUUCUCAAGCAACUAUUACAGGCAAAGUCACGAAACCGACCUCAUCCAAUAAUGUGCCAUUCAAAAAGCCGCAACCUGAACCACUAUCACCACGGCGCGAUUCAAAUCAGACCUUCUUCCCGCCCCAAGUUUCAGAGUACUCGAGUGUGGAAGCCAGUCCUGCACCAGAAACCCCUCCUUCCAUGGGCGAAGAGUGGCGCAAUGUUGAAACUGUAUCUCCUCCCGGGAGGAUACCCUCGGAUAUGGUUAAACUAUUAAACUAA